GUUAAAGUUUCGUUUGACCUGGACAACAUUCAGAUCAAAUACAUUGAUGAGGAUAAUGAUGAGGUCUGUGUGAAUAGCAAAGAGGAAUAUGAAGAAGCUCUGAAGAUUGCAGUUAAACAAGGAAAUCAACUUCAGAUGAAUGUGUAUGAAGAAAACUCUUCUCCGAAAGAAACUUCAUCUUCUUGUUCUUUGCAACUACAUGAAAAAACUGUGACAGAAAAGCUGGCACUUCUUAAAGAUGAGAAGAAACCUCUUUCGUGCUAUUCCAUGCUAGCUCAGGGAUUAGAGGAAGACUUAAAAAACGAAAAGGAGCUGACAGUUCGGCAAAAAUUAAAUCACACCAGAACAGGAAGAGCAAAUGAAAAUCCUCCAGAAUGGUUUACUAGCUACUUGGAAACAUUCAGGGAACAAGUAGUUAAGGAAACUGUUGAGAAACUGGAACAGAAGCUAUAUGAGAAGCUUGUUCAUCACAGUCAGCCUCCAGAUUUUUCUGAGAGCUCUGUUACAGCAGCACCUCCAGCUUCAGAGAGCCAAGAGGGGAACAGCAAGCAGUGUGACUGGCUGAUCUCCUGCUGCAACUGCCAGGCCCGAAUUGUUGGAGUUCGCUACCAGUGCAGCCUUUGUCCAGCCUACAAUAUCUGUGAACAGUGUGAAGCAGGAACAUACACACAUGAUCCUAAUCAUGUCUUGUUAAAGCUGCGAAGACCUGUGCUGUGUGCUGCUGAGAAUUACAGCCUGGCAGAGGUUUCAUCUCGCCUGCCUGCUGCUCUGGAGCAAGUCAGGCUCCAGAAACAGAUGGACAAAAGAUUUCUGAAGGCAGAAAAGCAAAGAUUACGAGCAGAGAAGAAACAGCGAAAGGCAGAGGUCCGAGAGCUCAAAAAGCAGCUAAAAUUGCACAGGAAAAUUCAUCUGUGGAACUCAGUGCACGUAUUGGAAACCAAUGGCUCACCUGCCCUGAAAUCUGAGUGUCUCCAGCUUAAUACCUUCCUGAGUCCUAGUCAACCCUUCCAAGCAAUUGUCCCCACACUAAGUGCAGUAUUUGUGGAUGAGAAUUUGCCAGAUGGGACUCACUUGCAACCAGGAACAAAGUUUAUCAAACACUGGCGAAUGAAAAAUACUGGCAAUGUGGAAUGGAGCUCGGACACAAAGCUGAAACUUAUGUGGGGAAAUCUGACUUUGGCAUCUUCUGAAAAAAAAGAUGUGUUAGUGCCCUCUCUUCCAUCAGGACAAGUAGGAACUGUUUCAGUUGAGUUUGUAGCUCCUAAUAUAGAAGGAACUUACACCUCUCACUGGAGACUGUCACACAGAGGGGAGCAGUUUGGGCCCAGGAUCUGGUGCAGUAUUGUUGUGGAUCCUUCGCCAGCUGGUGACCACCUAUUGAACAAUUUGAAGGAUUCUGACUCUUGUCAGAAGGAUAAAGCUUCCAGCACCAAACAGGAUGCUUCCUUAAAGACAGAAGCAGGUGCUCAACUGAUGGGUGAAAUCAUGGAACAAGCUGAAAUACCUCUGCCAACUAUUCCUUUAAAGAUCAAAAAUCUGCCAAGUGAGAGAGAAUUUUAUAUCCCAUCUGUUGAUCUCCUCACUGCACAGGAUUUACUGUCCUUUGAGCUGUUGGACAUUAAUAUUGUGCAGGAAUUGGAGCGAGUGCCACACAAUACUCCUGUUGACAUGACUCCAUGCAUGUCACCUUUGCCACGUGAUAGCCCCUUGCUGGAGAAACCUGGCUUAGAUCAGAUAGAGGAAGAGAACGAGGCGAGUGGAUUUAAACCAGUGCCUGGUACGUAGUGGUCAUGUUUUCCUGCUGAUACUUGCAUAGUGAAAGUGAAAGCUGAACAUCCGUUGAACCAAGAGGAAGGGGAAGAAGAUAUGAGUGGGACUCAGUUUGUCUGUGAAACUGUCAUUCGCUCUCUAACUCUGGAUGCUGCACCUGAUCAUAAGCCCCCCCAAAAAAAGAAAAUCCUCCAGAACUCUUUACAAACAUUGCAAGACACCUUUAGUUGCAAUAUGAUAAAGGAAGAAUCUCCUAGGAUAAAAACUAAUACCAAUUCCAAAAAGGGAGCAAAGAUUCACCAGUCAGAGGCAAUGACAGAAAACAACUGUGUUGACCUUCCACUCUCUGAGAGAGCAAACCCCUGUAGUGAUACUGGCAAUUCUGAUGAAGAGGAAGAUGAUGAUAAAGACGAUGUUCAAAGUCAAGGCUCCUCUGCUUCAUCAGAGGAUUAUAUCAUUAUUCUCCCUGAGUGCUUUGACACCAGUCGUCCUUUAGGAGAGUCUAUGUAUAGUUCAGCUCUUUCUCAGCCCAGUUUGGAAAAGACAGGAGAAGCUGAAACAGGAGCAGAGAAUCCAGAAGGGGGAAGCCAGCCACAGAUCCACACUGUCAGUGAUAUUUUGGCAACUUCACAAACACUGGCUGUAGUACCACUAACCCCAGAGAUUGGAAACACCUUACCCCAGACCCAAAGGAAUCUUGCAUCUCUUCAGAAUCAUAUUGUCCAGGAACCAAACAUACCAACUUCAGAGAAUCUCUCCUCCACUCCUCAUAAUCAAAUAAGAGAAGAACCCAGUGGUGAGGACAGUCAUGGAUCAGGAUCUUCUGGAGUUCUAACUAGUAAACCGAAGUGCUCAGAAUAUCCAAGAUACCCUCAAGGAAGCAGCAUUGCAGGAGAACUAGUUAAAGGAGCUUUGUCAGUUGCUGCUUCUGCCUACAAAGCAUUAUUUGCUGGACCACCCAUAAUAGAACAGCAGGCUGCAUCUACGGAAGAGCACACGGCCGCUCUUCUGUCCAGUCUGUGUGAGAUGGGAUUCUGUGACAGGCAGUUAAACCUGCAGCUGCUGAAGAAACACAAGAAUAACAUGGUUCAAGUGGUAACUGAAUUGCUUCAGAUCAGUAACAGUGACUGGUACAGCGGUAGAUGUUGA
Messenger RNA from Tauraco erythrolophus (red-crested turaco), 2919 nucleotides. The record is from RefSeq and is a predicted model, not a curated record. Lineage: Eukaryota; Metazoa; Chordata; Aves; Musophagiformes; Musophagidae.